Messenger RNA from Callorhinchus milii (elephant shark), 2603 nucleotides. It is a transcript of the gene akap17a, whose product is annotated as A kinase (PRKA) anchor protein 17A. The transcript has 5 exons. Lineage: Eukaryota; Metazoa; Chordata; Chondrichthyes; Chimaeriformes; Callorhinchidae. The record is from RefSeq and is a predicted model, not a curated record. The coding region runs from base 166 to 2388 and encodes 740 amino acids.
CGGCUGUCAGAGGAGCGGCGGCGGCGGCGGCGGGAGAGAGAGAGAGAGAGAGAGUCAGGUCAGCGCAGCACCGCCUCCACUGCACCACACAGGGCCGGAGACACCGCACCGCACCGCGGCACAGCGCGGCACAGCGCCUCAGACUGAAUCUCAGCUGCUGACGUCAUGGCUGCCACAAUCGUGCACGACACGUCGGAGGCGGUGGAGCUGUUCCCUCCGCAGGGAUUGUACCUCAAACCCAUCGCCAAACUGACCAUCAGCGUGUCGCUGCCGCAGCUCAAACAACCGGGAAAGUCCAUCUCCAACUGGGAGGUGAUGGAGAGGCUCAAGUGCAUGGUGCAUCCUGAGCAGUUCGCCACGCUGCGGGUCUCCAAGAGCACCAUGGACUUUGUGCGAUUUGAAGGCGAGGUGGAGAACAAGAACAUGGUGAAGACCUUCCUGUCGAAGCUGGACGGGAAGACCAUCAAGCUCAGCGGCUUCACGGACACGCUGAAAGUACGGGCGGCCGAGGUCAAGAUCGAUUUCCCCACCCGCCACGACUGGGAUUCCUUUUUCCGUGACGCCAAGGAUGUGAACGAGACCCUGCCCGGGGAGCGACCCGACACCAUCCACCUGGAGGGGCUGCCCUGCAAGUGGUUCUCCCUGAAGAACUCCAGCUCCGAGAAGCCCAGUGACCUGAUCCUGAGCAAGGUGUUCGGGACCUUCGGGGAGAUCAGGAACGUGGACAUCCCUAUGUUGGACCCGUAUCGGGAGGAGAUGACUGGCAAGAACUUCCACACCUUCAGCUUCGGGGGACACCUGAAUUUCGAAGCCUAUGUGCAGUACCAGGAGUACAUCGGAUUUGUCAAGGCCAUGGAUGCCCUGCGGGGGAUGAAACUCAUGUACAAAGGAGAUGAUGUCAAGGCAGUGGCGUGCAGCAUAAAGGUGACAUUUGACACAACAAAACACCUGACCGACGCCUCGAUCAAGCGACGGCAGCAGGAGCGACAGAAGCUGCAGGAGCUCGAGCUGCGGAGGGAGGAGCAGAAGCGACGGGAGAAAGAGGAUGAAGAGCGAAGAAAAGAGGACGAAAGGAAGCAGAAGGAGCUUGAGGAGCAGGAGCGAGAGAAGAAGCGCGAGGAGAAGGUGAGAAAGCGAGAGCAGAAGCAGAAGGAGCGGGAGGACCGGCGCAACACGCGCAAACUGCAGCGGGAGGAGCAGAAACGGCUGCAGGAGAAAAUCGCCCUGGAAGAACGCAAGCUGAUCCUGGUCCAGAGAAACCUGGAAUCCAUCCGGCUCAUCUCCGAGCUGCUCAGCCGGGCUAAGGUUGAGCGACAGCAGGAGCAGGAGGCGAGGGAGGCGGAGGCUGCGCGGCGCCACCAGGUGGAGGAGAAGCGUCGUCAGCAGGAGGCAGAAUUGCUGCGGGUGGAAGAGGAGAAGCACCGGGUGGUGGAGCUGCAGCUGAAGGAGAAAGAGCUGAGAGAGAAGCUCCUGGAGAACCUGCGGAGGAAGGAGGCCAGCGAGGGUCAGAGAGAGGAGCCUGGGGCCCAGCCCACCGAGCAGGGGACGGUGGGGACCCCGGGGGUGGAGGCCGUGUGGCCCAGCACCCGCAGGAGGAUGGGGUCACCAGUUAGGGACUCGGAUGCCCGCAGGGAGCGUCUCAGGGAGACUGGGGGAGAGCGGGAGCCGAAGCUGGGCACAGCAGGCGAAGGCACUGCCAAGCCCGCCCAGAACGGGCAGCGCGCCAGCCCACAGCGCUCCUCCCAGGAGGCCGGCGGCCACGGCAGUGACACUUCGCAUCCGUGUCAUGCCCUUCACGUCGGGAGGACCUCUCAAGGCGCUGAGAGCAGCAGCAAUGCUCACCAGAACGGCGCCAGCCACACGCAGGGCAAACUGCAGCACACUCUGGUCAACGAUCAAGAGAAGAGGGAGGACAGUAAGAGCAGCGACACCAGCAGCAGCAGCAGCAGCAGCAGCAGCAGCAGUGAGAGAAGCCGGCACUGGAGGGGCUCGAGCAGCGAGGGCAGCUGUCACCAGAGAGAGUGGAGCCGGCGGAAGGGCGACUCCAGGAAGGACCUCGGCCGCCAGGCCAGGAGCCGGGAGAGGAGCCGGAGCCGGGGCCGGGGAGACUGGAGCCGCGACAGGAACCGCAGAAACCGGAGGAGCCGAGGCUGGAGAAGCUCAAGCUGGGAGCGGAAAGGGGUCCGGAGGGGCUCGAGCCGGGGACGGAGAGACCGGAGCCGGGAAAGGGGAGGAGGAGGCGGCCGGCGGCGCAGCUGUCACCGCACCGACACGGGCAGGGAGCGCACCCGGCACAGGGGCUCCAGCGGCCCUCACAGAGACUCCAGCAGAGGAGACAGUGGCCGCAGGAGGAACUGUAGCCGGGAUCACAGCCGCCAUCGCAGGUAGCCUGGCCAGCAACCCGCCGUCGUCACCAGAGACACCAGGGAGCAGCGAGAUCAGCACCCGAGCGAGAGGUUCAUUUCUCUUCCCUCCCCCUCCCUACUCCUCCCCCCUCCCUCUCGCCUCCUCUACUCAUGUAAUAUGUGAAGGCAGUGGUGGGAGAAAGGUAGUGUAGUGCGGAAUGUCCCGAUGCAUUAAAUCCAUCGAGUUCUUACAGGAAA